GACGUGAAGGUUAAAGAGUCACCGCCCCCGAAAUGGAUAAACAACAAAGAUGGAGUUGUGAAUUGAGAGCUACGCAGACACCUCUAGUAAAUGUUUGUGUUUUUUUUCUUAUAGACUUUUAAGCGUCUAAAUGAUAAAGCUGACGUAGUACAGUAAUAUUAGAUGUAGUUUAUGACCGUUAGUCGUCCUGAGAAGCUGCCUAAGAGGUAACAAGUCGGUUUCUAGGAAACGACUCAACAACAAAGCUUUGUUGCUAGCUCGUUUUCACUCAGCGUGCUAAGCUAGUGGACACGCGAAGACAAAAAUGGAGAAGAGGAACUUCCUGAAGGGGCUGCCUGUCUACAACAAAAACAGCUUCACCAGGUUCCACGCAGACUCCGUAUGUAAAGCAUCAAACCGUCGGCCGUCUGUGUAUCUUCCUACACGAGAAUAUCCAUCAGAUCAGAUCAUUGUGACAGAGAAGACAAACAUCCUACUGCGGUAUCUACAUCAGCAGUGGGAUAAAAAGAAUUCGGGGAAGAAGCGAGAGCAGGAGCAGACAGAAGAGGACAGCGCAGCGCCUCCGCGAAAGAUGGCGCGAACGGAUAGCGAGGAACCCACUGAGGACUCGUAAAGAGCCACGCUGCUUCCUCCGUUCUCCCAGAGACUCGACUGCUUCAACAGAAUCCAGCCAGACAUGCGGCGUGUUUGCAGACGUGGUGGUGCGGUAAACAGUGCUGAUGGUUUCCAACCGCAGCUGUCCCGGCAGCCCCCCACAGUGUGACUCCAGGUUUACUCCAGCAGCUCCUUUACCUACCAAGUCUCCAUGUCUCUGCUGUAGAGUGGGAGUCUUAACAUGACCAUACUUCUACCUCCUCUG
Poecilia reticulata (guppy) is the source of this 859-nucleotide messenger RNA. Its product is annotated as DET1- and DDB1-associated protein 1-like. Gene Ontology annotation, biological process: positive regulation of proteasomal ubiquitin-dependent protein catabolic process. NCBI's taxonomy places the organism in Eukaryota, Metazoa, Chordata, Actinopteri, Cyprinodontiformes, Poeciliidae. Gene Ontology annotation, cellular component: Cul4-RING E3 ubiquitin ligase complex. The record is from RefSeq and is a predicted model, not a curated record.